Acanthamoeba castellanii str. Neff is the source of this 612-nucleotide messenger RNA. RefSeq lists its product as uncharacterized. Lineage: Eukaryota; Discosea; Longamoebia; Acanthamoebidae. Bases 1 to 612 code for a protein of 203 amino acids. Gene Ontology annotation, molecular function: COPII receptor activity. Gene Ontology annotation, biological process: endoplasmic reticulum to Golgi vesicle-mediated transport. Gene Ontology annotation, cellular component: Golgi membrane; endoplasmic reticulum membrane; COPII-coated ER to Golgi transport vesicle. The record is from RefSeq and is a predicted model, not a curated record. The transcript has 4 exons.
AUGUUUCUGCUCUCGCACCUGCUCGUGUGGGCGGCCUACCUUGUCCUCUUCUCUUUCACAUCCAUCUGUCUUGCGAGUGGUUUGUUCUACCUGGCCGAGUGGGUGGAAGAGUACACUGUCUUGACCAAGAAGGUGAUUCGAUGGACGAUCAUCGUGGUCGUCGUGCUGCAUCUGAUGCUCAUGAUCCUCGAGAAUCUGCCUCCGCUCUACCUCCUCCUGGGCCUCGUGGCCCAUGGCGCCUACUUCUCCCUCCUCCCCUCUUUCCCCUACAUUGAGUUCACCGACCCCAGGUUCCUCGUCAGCGUCGCGCUGGCGAUCAGCGAUCACUGCCUGUGGUUCUGGUACUUCACACAGUACUACUACCCGUUCUCCGAGAUCCUCGCCUUCUUCGUGCUCAUCGUCUGGGCGGUGCCGUUCCUGUUCUUCCUCUCGCUGACGGCCAACGACAGCAACCUGCCGGGUGCGGGCUACGGCCCGUCGCCCUCCUCGUCCAAGAAGAAGGGAAAGGGCAAGGGCCUUAACCUGCGCUCCCUCUUCUCCUUCCUCGGCGAGAAGAAGAACCAGGUCAUGGAACAGGCCGACCCCUACGCCUCGAGCGUCAAGCUCGGCUGA